UCCUCAGAGUAAAUUAAACACAAACUAAGCCAAAACCAGAAUAAGAGACAUGGGCCAGAGAUACACACUGGUAUAUUCUGCUUUGUGGUCUAGAAACUUCUAUGUUUUUUUGAUGGGGUUACAAUCACAGGAGAUGCAACUCAACCAUUAACUCAAAGGAUUAACUGUAAAGAAGCGAACAAGAGACUCUGCACUGUGACGUGACAUACGGUAAAACAAGUAUCACUGGUUUCUAAGAGAAAAGAUACUUUUCAGUCUCAUUUAUCAUUUCAAUGAUGGCAGCUGCUGAUCUGAGAGAUGAGCUGAACUGUUCCAUCUGCCUGAGCAUUUAUACAGAUCCAGUAUCCUUGCCGUGUGAUCAUAACUUUUGCCAAAGCUGCAUUGAAAGGAUGCUGGAUACCCAGGAAAACUCUGGAGGUUAUUCCUGCCCUGAAUGCAGAGAAGAGUAUCAAGAACGCCCUGCUCUGCAGAGGAACAAAAUACUGGGUAACAUAGCAGAGCGAUUCCUUUCUACUCCCCCAGGGCAGGAUGGGACUGGGAUCUUCUGCACUUACUGUGUCCAUUCCUCUGUACCUGCUGCUAAAUCCUGUCUGCAGUGUGAGACCUCUAUGUGUGAUGACCAUGUGACAGUGCACAGCAAGUCAGCAGAACACGUCUUAACUGAACCCACCGCUUCCCUGGGGAACAGAAAAUGCUUUGUACAUGAUGAGCUUCUUAAGUAUUUCUGCAAUGAGGAUUCGGCCUACAUAUGUGUCUCUUGCUACAUGUUUGGGGAACACAGGACACACCAUGUGGUGUUUCUUAAUGAAAUUUUUGAGAAAAAGACAGAGAAAAUGAAAAAUAUCCUGGAUAAAUUGAUCCCAGAAAGAGAUGAAUUAGAGAAAAGAGUCCAGAGCCUACAGGAGCACAGGAGAGAAGUGGAAGAAAAAGCAGCCGGUGAGACAGAGAGAGUCAGUGCCUUGUUUACCGACAUCAGAGACCAUCUGGAAGCCCUCGAGAAGCAAAUACUAAGUGAGAUCUCCAAGCAAGAAGAGCAGUUGAAUCUUCAAAUCCUUUACCAAAUCCAGCAGCUGGAAAUAAAAAAGGAUGAGCUGUCCAAGAAGAUCCGUCGCACGGAGGAGCUGUGCAACAUGGCUGAAUCAGUAACUAUUUUAUAUGGCAGGACACCAGACAAACCUACAUUUUGUGAUGCUGAGGGGUUAGAUGAUGAAGGCAAAGCCAGAGAUGAUCAAAAAUACCCUGUUAUAGGGGAAAUGGAUCAGGGUUUCAUCUCAGAUAUGUUACUUAAAGGAUUGGGUGGUAUUGGGGCUGAAUUAAACAAAAGAAUUUAUGGUCAGGAGGCUGCAGAUCUUCUAUUAGAUAUACAUACUGCCGGGAAUAAUGUAUUUCUAUCAGAUGAUCAUAAAAUGGUUUUCUGCUCAAAAAAGGACCAACGUCGCCCACGACUUCCACAGAGGUUUCAGUAUCCUCAGGUUUUAAGUACCAUGAGUUUCCCCUCUGGGCAGCAUUACUGGGAAGUGGAGGGCAGAGAAUCUGGAGGCUGGGGGGUAGGAGUAGCCUAUCCCAGUAUUGAGAGGACUGGGGUUCAGUCAUGGAUUGGAAAUAAUAAGAAGUCCUGGUGUUUGUACAGAGGAUAUAGAAAAUAUUCAGUGAGGCACAACAACAAAGUAACUGAUUUACAUCAUGUUCCUUCCUCCCAGAUAAUCAGAAUCUCGCUGGACUAUGAUGCCGGACGUCUGUCCUUUUAUGAGCUGAGUGAGCCAAUAAGACACUUACACACCUUCACUGCCACCUUCACUGAGCCCCUUCAUGCUGCAUUCUGGGUAGGGUUGGCCAAUCUCAAAAUUAUUACCUAGGGCGCUUAUCCCAACUCUAGCCCAAAGUGUAUCAGUGACAUCGUAUUUCAUAAGUGGAAGCACUCAUCUAUAUGUUGACCAGAUGGGAGCUGAUCUAAAUUGCUUCAUAUGCAACAAAGUCAUUAACAAACUAAACCCCCUUUACAAUGACUUGGUGACUUCAGGCAAUCAAAAAUGAGUAGAGAUUUUGGACCUUAAGAUGGUUGGGUUGCUAUGGUCUGGUUUUAAGAUAGAUGAGCUGAUUUUUGUCUUUCUUUGUUUUUUUGGGGGGGAGGUCUGAUGGUAUAGGAGGUCAUAAUAAUUAUAUCUGGGACAUCACACUAAUAUGAAUGCUUAUAGAUAAUAGUCUAUCCAUUAACAGCUGGUAUGUUAUUGUUACAAGCCUAAUAACUGCUCUCUGCGGUGGACAUGCUGCUAUAUUGCUUAGUAGAACAGUCUCCAUUUACUGGAGCUCUAUGUUGUAUUUUCACACUCAGCAUGAAUUGUAUUAAUAUUUGUAAUUUUGUGAUUUUAUUUGCCCAUAAAUAAUAGUUCUUUGAUAUGGCUUAUUUAAUAAUGCCUUAUACUACCUUUAAUACUAACAUCUGUACCUACCACAUCAUUUGGAGGAAAGAAACCACACAUUGAUAGGAAGGUGAGGGUGUUUGGAGGAGAUUUUAUUCCUUUGUACUUAUGUCAGGUUGCUCCAAUUACUGGAUAAUCACUGCCAUAAAAACAGGACUCCUGCACCUGCGUAUCAGAGAAUACACUCCCCCAUGCAAGAAAGUAGAGACAGUCACACGAGUACCAGAAAUUACACUCCCCUAUGCAAAGGACAUAGAGACAGUCACGUGAGUACCAAAAAAUACAUUCCCCAUGCAGAGGAAGUCACAUGUUACAUAAUAUUACACAUUGUUUAUCAGAAAAGAGUUUUAGAUUGGUGACUAUAUUUGAAAAUUCAAGUUAUUUAAUAUAUUUUUGUGUUGAAUAACACACUAAGUUCCAUAUACAAACACACAAACACACAUACAGGCAGACCUGUGCCAUGAUGUCACCCUGUGCUUGCAUAAUUCACUUUGUAAGUUAAACAAUCACCAGUGUGUUUGGUUAAUAAAAUCCCAGUGAUGCAGAAAAUGUCUAUAUUUUAUUCUGUG
Xenopus laevis (African clawed frog) is the source of this 2989-nucleotide messenger RNA. RefSeq names its product E3 ubiquitin/ISG15 ligase TRIM25. NCBI's taxonomy places the organism in Eukaryota, Metazoa, Chordata, Amphibia, Anura, Pipidae. The transcript has a single exon. The record is from RefSeq and is a predicted model, not a curated record. Bases 273 to 1856 code for a protein of 527 amino acids.